Messenger RNA from Peronospora matthiolae, 543 nucleotides. NCBI's taxonomy places the organism in Eukaryota, Oomycota, Peronosporomycetes, Peronosporales, Peronosporaceae. The record is from the annotation of a GenBank genome assembly.
AUGCUUCUUCUGCCGAUGCUGAUCCUGCCGAUGCUGAUCCAGCUCGCUCCGGCUGACCACCUUGCCGACCCUUUUGGCUUUUCGGUCGGAUCUGAUGACGCCCCGGCUAACGAUUCUUCUUCCGUCGAUGCUGAUCCUGCCGAUGCCGACGUGAAUAGCGACCCAGUGCGUAACUUGGACACGGUCGAGAAUGACCAAGCCAGCCCCGCUCCGGCUGACCACCUUGCUGACCCUGUUGGAAUUUCGGUCGGAUCUGAUGACGCCCCGGCGGACGGUGCCUCUUCUCCCAGUGCUAAUCCUGCCGAUGCUGACGUGGUUAGCACCCCAGUGCGUAACUUGGACACUGCCGAGCAUGACCAAGCCAGACUCGCCCGGCUGACCACCUUGCUAACCCUGUUGGCUUUUCGGUCGGAUCUGAUGACGCCCCGGCGGACGAUGCCUCUUCUGCUGACUCUAACGUGGAUAGUGACCAAGUACAUGACGCGGACACGACCGAGGUUGACCAGUAAUCUAAGGAGUGUGAAGGCUUACGACGAGCGGUAG